Molecule: messenger RNA, 1953 nt
Organism: Rubroshorea leprosula
Lineage: Eukaryota; Viridiplantae; Streptophyta; Magnoliopsida; Malvales; Dipterocarpaceae
Source: the annotation of a GenBank genome assembly
GGAGCUUUAUGAGCUCGUCAUUCUUCAUCGGAGCUUUAUGAGCUCGUCAUUCUUCAUCAGAGCUUGUGAGCUCGUCAUUCUUUGUGUGGAGCUUUGUGAGCUCAUCAUUCUUCAUUGGAGUUCUGUGAGCUCGUCAUUCUUUAUUGGAGUUCUCUCAUCAUGCUGUGUUGGAGCUUUUUCAGCACGUCACUCUUCAUCUAAGCUCUGUGAGCUCGUCAUGCUAUGUUUGAGCUUUGUCAGCUCGUCAUGCUAUGUUGGAGCUUUGUCAGAUCGUCAUGCUAUGUUGGAGCUUUGUCAGCUCGUCAUGCUUUGUUGGAGCUUUGUGAGCUCAUCAUGCUUUGUUGGAGCUCUGUCAGCUCGUCAUGAUCUGUUGGAGCUCUGUCAGCUCGUCAUUCUUCAACGGAGCUUUGUCAGCUCGUCAUUCUUCAACAGAGCUCUGUCAGCUCGUCAUGCUUUGUUGGAGCUUUGUGAGCUCGUCAUGCUUUGUUGGAGCUCUGUCAGCUCGUCAUUCUCUGUUAGAGCUCUAGAAGGACAAAAACCCGACACGGACUCUUCGGGACAGAUGCAAGAAAGGUGUCGGCACCUUUUUGAGAGUGUUGACCCCCUGCGGUUCAUGCUACACAUCUUUCAGCUCGACCUUGGCUCGGCAUCUCGUACUCGGCAGAUCGAGCUCGAGUUCAUCAUGCUUUUGAGCUCGGCAGCUCGUGUUGGAGUUCUGCAUCAUGCCUUUGAGCUCGGCAGCUCGUGCUUGAGUUCUGCAUCGUGCUUUCAAGCUUGGCAGCUCCUCAUGAGCUCGUCAGCUCAUGAGCUCGUGCUUGAGCAAGAUGCAGCUCCUGCUCCACAUCUUGCAGCUCGUGCUUCAGCACUUCACAACUCAUGCGCCAGCAGUUCACAGUUCGUGCUCUUGCAGACUUCGCAGCUCGCGCUACAGCAGGGAUUUUGCAACUCGUGCACCAGCAGGAAGUUCGUGGCUCAUGCUCCAGCUGGGACUUCGCAGCUCGUAGAGAUUUUCAUACUGGCAAGCUGCCUGGCUAACCAUCAUCAUAUUUUGUUAAUUGCUCGCGUCUUCCUUAACGAGCUUCAUUACAAAUUUCUUCGGUGCAUGCCACCGAGAGCUCGGAGACUGCUUUACUACUGCAGAGCUGAGCUACUCUGCCUUGCCGAGCUGGGCUGCUGUGCUGCCACCGAGUUGGACAGCCUUGCCGAGCUGGACUGCUUUGGUGCUGUCGAGCUAGGCUGCUGUGAUGGUACUGAGCUGGACUUCCUUCCGAGCUGGACCAUUGAUGAGCUGGACUGCUUUGCUGCUGCCAAGCUGGGCUGCUUUGCUGCUGUCGAUCUGGGUGACAGCUUUGUCAUUGUCGAGCUAGGAAGCUGCUUCGCCACUGCCAAGCUAGGGGACUACUUUGUCACUACCGAGCUGGGGGCUGCUUGGUCACUGCCGAGCUGGAGGAUUGCUUUGUCAUUGACGAGCUGGACUGCCUUGUCCCUGCUGAGCUGGGCGACAGCUUUGCCAAGCGAUUGCUUUGUCAUUGCCAAGCUAGGAGGCUGCUUCGUCGCUGUGGACUUGGGGGACUGCUUAGUCACUGCCGAGCUGGUCGACAACUUUGCCGAGCUGGGAAGCUGCUUCAUCUCUGCCAAGCUAGGGGACUACUUUGGCAUUGACGAGCUGGGCGGCUGCUUUGUCGCUGCCAUCAAGCUUGAGCUCGUUUUGUCUCAUCGUGGUCGCAACUUUCAUGUCAUGCUUGAUAUUGCACCAUGCGUGCCUUUAUUUCAUUAGGUAGAACCUCGAUAUUUGUGCAAAGCUAACCCCUUGUUUGUCUUCUUGUGAAUACUUCUCUUUUUGCAGGUGAAGCUUCUCUUUUUCAUAGAUGAAUAAACCCAUUUUGUAAAUUCACCAGAUCUACUUCAGCAAUUAUCUGCAACUCAAGAGAAUAAGAAAUGAGCCUUUCACAC